GCCGAAUAGCGAGACCGAUCACCGUGGCUCGGCAGCGAAUCGAUCUCUGGUUCUCGCUGCCGGCUGCAUGACAAAGCACCGGGUGACUCGACCGCUCAAUGGUAUAUAUACCGGGGCCUCUUCUUCUUCUUCCUGCCCAUCUCCCCCACACACCACACAAUGACUGCCAUCCAACGCCCCUCCACCCCCUUCCCAUACACCCACACCCUCGUACACUCAACCACCCACUCUUACUUUGAGCCCACCCCGAUGCCUUACGGCCACCCCCUCCACUUCCACCUCGCGCCCAUGCCUUCGCCUGUGCCCCCUUCCCUCCUGGCAAAGCGCCGCGGUGCCCCCAUCUCACCACUCCCCACCCCCACUUCGGCGCCCAUGGUCCGCUCUACCAGCCGACCUGUCCGUCCCCGGCCCUCGCGUGCGCUCUUGAGCCAGCAGCCUCAGCCGAGCGAGCCCAUCCCCACCAUCGGCGAAGUCCUCUCGCGCCAGACCUCCAGAUGCCCUUCCGAGUGCAGCACCAGCUCCUCAUUCAGCGCACCCUCCCCAUCCAUGCCCAUCACACCCCACUACCCCACCCCACAGCUCGAGGCGCCUACACCACUGGCACUCCCUUCACCCCUCUGCUCGCCUGCGCUCUCGCCUUGUGAGCCGGUGAUUGCGACACCGCCCGAGCUGCCGGGGUUCUCUUUCCGCCUGGCUGGCUCUGGCUCAGACUGUGGCGAGGACGAGGAAGAAGAAGAAAAGCGAGGGAGGAAGAGAAGUGUGGAGGAGGAGCAGAGGUGGAAGAGGCCAGGGACGCCGGUGCAGUUUCAAAAGAUGCUGGAGAGGCUUGAGGCGCUGAGCAAGGAGAAGCGGGGGAAGGAAAAGCGGUUCAGGAGCGUAGUGGACGGGGGUUCUUGGGUAGUUGUCGGUUAGCUUCUUGUCCUUGACAUGGUUGUAUUCAUAGUAGUCCUCCUUAAUGUGUAUUGUAAUGAAAAUGUAGAAAGUAGCCUCACCCAUGUAUGCGAUGGAGCAAC
Molecule: messenger RNA, 1013 nt
Organism: Cryptococcus amylolentus CBS 6039
Lineage: Eukaryota; Fungi; Basidiomycota; Tremellomycetes; Tremellales; Cryptococcaceae
Exons: 1
Coding region: 160-912 (250 amino acids)
Source: RefSeq, a predicted model, not a curated record